Talaromyces amestolkiae is the source of this 297-nucleotide messenger RNA. RefSeq lists its product as uncharacterized. Gene Ontology annotation, cellular component: mitochondrion; large ribosomal subunit. Gene Ontology annotation, biological process: translation. The coding region runs from base 1 to 297 and encodes 98 amino acids. Gene Ontology annotation, molecular function: structural constituent of ribosome. Lineage: Eukaryota; Fungi; Ascomycota; Eurotiomycetes; Eurotiales; Trichocomaceae. The record is from RefSeq and is a predicted model, not a curated record. The transcript has a single exon.
AUGGCCACCAAAAUAACCUACUUCCGCAUAACCCUUAUGCGCUCCGCGAUCGGUCUCCCCCUCCGCCAGAACAUGGUCCUCCACGCCCUCGGCCUCAAAAAGCGAAUGGCAACAGUCUUCUACCCAGUCUCGCGAGACGUGGCUGGUCAAAUCAUGAAAGUCAAAGAAUUGGUGGAUGUGCAAGAAGUCGAUAGGCCGCUUACGAAGCGGCAAGUACAUCUGCAACGGAAGCCGGAUCCAGGGUAUUAUGUUGAGAGGAGGGCGGAGGAGGAUUUUCAAGAGAGGACGCUUUCUUAG